AAUCCAAAACUCUAUACAUGCAUAGCAACGACUUGUCUCUCUAAUCCCCCUCUUCUCCAGGAAAUCUCAAUUUUGGGCAAAAAUCCCCAAAAAUCAGAGCAAAAACAACAAAAAUGGUGUGCGAAAAGUGUGAAAAGAAGUUAAGUAAGGUAAUUGUUCCUGAUAAGUGGAAGGAAGGAGCUAGCAACACCACCGAAGGCGGUGGACGGAAAAUCAACGAGAAUAAACUCCUUUCCAAGAAAAAAAGAUGGAGUCCUUAUGGAAAUACCAAGUGCAUGAUUUGCAAGCAGCAAGUACAUCAAGAUGGCAAGUACUGUCACACCUGUGCUUAUUCCAAAGGAGUUUGUGCUAUGUGCGGAAAGCAAGUACUUGACACCAAGCUUUAUAAACAAAGCAAUGCAUAACACAACUGAGAUGCUAUCUGGUACUUCUGGUCUGAGUGUUAUAACUGUUGACUUGUGACUGCUUCUCAGCUCGAUCGUCAAGCUUAUGAAUAUGUAAUCGGAUCUGUAACAAUCGCUGACAGUCAUGUAAUAUACUAGAACGCUUGGUUGGUUUCUUUAUUGCUUAUCAACAAAUUAUGUUACGAGUACAGUAUACAAUUUCAUAUCUAUUUUCUUUUUUGAUUCA
This is a messenger RNA of Populus euphratica (Euphrates poplar), 630 nucleotides long. RefSeq names its product cysteine-rich PDZ-binding protein-like. Gene Ontology annotation, molecular function: microtubule binding. Lineage: Eukaryota; Viridiplantae; Streptophyta; Magnoliopsida; Malpighiales; Salicaceae. The transcript has 4 exons. The record is from RefSeq and is a predicted model, not a curated record. Gene Ontology annotation, biological process: cytoplasmic microtubule organization. The coding region runs from base 114 to 404 and encodes 96 amino acids.